This is a messenger RNA of Sabethes cyaneus, 2381 nucleotides long. RefSeq names its product transmembrane protease serine 9-like. The transcript has 9 exons. Gene Ontology annotation, biological process: proteolysis. The record is from RefSeq and is a predicted model, not a curated record. The coding region runs from base 1 to 2313 and encodes 770 amino acids. Lineage: Eukaryota; Metazoa; Arthropoda; Insecta; Diptera; Culicidae. Gene Ontology annotation, molecular function: serine-type endopeptidase activity.
AUGCUUCAGAAUCAGAGCAUUGUCACGUUUACGGUCAUCUGCGGAUUAGUUACGUUUUCACUUAGUUUCACUGUCAUUAGUGGAGAUGAUUUAUUCGAGAACGAUGACUGUCAGCUGCAAGACGGUUCAACGGGCAUCUGUACGAUCAGCACCAAGUGUCCUUGGUUCGUGUCGAACGUAAUUCGUAAGAAGUUGGUACCGUACAAUAUCAAGAUGAGGUGCGGCUUCGUGCGGGAUGUCGAGAUCAUUUGCUGUCCGAGGGAAGAGCCACAAAGCCAACUGCAAAACGGCGCUGAAGACAACAGUUUGGCGACACGCGGAUCCGGUCGGAAAGCGGUACAAGCAUGCCGAAACUUCCGCGGAACGACCAAGCUGGUCCAGCACAUUAUCGAGGGAGAAGACGCAGAAGAGGGGGACGUACCGUUCAUUGCUGCGUUGGGAUACGAAUCUAGUGAACCUGGCCGACGGUAUGACUGGGGUUGCGGGUCGAGUCUGAUAUCUGUACGAUUCCUCCUGACGGCCGCUCACUGUAUUCGUCCCAGUCGGCGACCGGUGGUCGCGCGAAUGGGAACCCUCAACCUAGACAUGUCAGAAGACCCAGACGCCAUACAGGAUUCACCCUUGAAGAACUUUUUUCCACAUCCGAAAUAUACGGGAAAAUAUAAGUAUCAUGACAUUGCACUAAUCGAGACGACCAUUCCGUUCGAAUACGAUAACAACGUGAACCGAGCAUGUUUACAUACUGCAACAGCCGAUUUACCUGUAACGCAAACCUUAAUCGCGUCCGGAUGGGGUAUAACGGAAACUGAAGAACGAUCGGACAAACUGCUGAAGGUCAACCUGACGACGGAACCUUUGGAACAGUGUGACAAAGAGUACCGACGGGAGUCCGGCACGUUGCUCGACAAAUUCCCCGAAGGAAUAACCCAGAUGCAGUACUGCGCUAUUGGGGCACGGGUGGACAGCACCGGCAGACGUCGAGACUCGUGCCAGGGUGACUCCGGGGGGCCCCUGCACUAUACGGACUACGACGAGGAACGGUUCUAUCUGGUGGGGAUCACGUCGUUCGGGCUCGGAUGUGGAGGAGCGGCCAGCGUGUACAUCCGUGUGGCUGCCUACCUCGAUUGGAUUGAACCGAUCGUUUGGCCUGACAGUGCCUCGCUAAAAAAAAUGGUGAUCGCGAGUAAACUACCACUGGAGAAAAUUCAGCUGUUGGCAUUCUGUGCCAUUCUCAUCCAAACGUUGCUGAUCACGAUCGGACAAUGCGAAACCCUCUACGAGGGUGACCUGUGCACCCUGCGCAACGGCAGUAGCGGAUUUUGUUUGGAAGCCACCAAAUGUCCGUGGUUUUUGGAGACAAUCGUCAAGAAGAAACUGUUCAGCGAACGAGUCACUUGCGGAUUCGAUGGGAAAAUCGAGGUCAUCUGCUGUCUGCCGGACCCCUCGAUCGCACAUUUGUUCGAUUUGAAGCCGGGCGUUCGGACGCAGUUGGCGUGCGAUCGGGUUCCGCAGGUCGACUCCCGGCUGACGUUCCACAUCAUCGACGGGGUGGAAGCGGAAGAGGGCGAAUUUCCCUUUAUGGCCGCAUUGGGUUACGAAAACGAAGAGGACGGCAAAGGGUACGAUUAUCGGUGUGGCGCUAGUUUAAUUUCUGACAGUUUCCUGCUGACGGCGGCCCACUGUAUACCGAAACAAAGUAGGCCGGUGGUUGCCCUUCUGGGCACACAGUCUCUCGAAUCCACCAGCAACGGAGUUGUGGUGAGAAUUAAGGAGUUUUAUCCCCAUCCGGAGUAUCGUAGCAGCAGAAGUUACAACGAUAUUGCACUAAUUGAAUUAGACCGCAGAGUGGAAAACGAACCGAACGUAAAUCCUAUCUGUCUCUACAGCGGAACGGAGGAUUUAGCGGAGAAUGUGGUCCUGACUGCCGAAGGAUUCGGCAUCACCGACGUAGACCGACAAGCACGUUCCUCGGUUCUGAUGAAAGUUAACCUAACGACGGUGGCACUGGACAAGUGUAAUCAAUCAUUUUCCGACAACAACCUGCUGACCAACAAUCGCAGAUUGUCGCUGGGAUUGAUUGAUACACAGUACUGUGCGACGGGCUUGGAGAAUGUCGAAACCAAACAGAUCGGAGACACUUGUCAGGGCGAUUCCGGUGGUCCGUUGCAGAUAGUGCAGGACGAGAAGUUCAAACUGAUCGGGGUUACUUCGUUCGGUAAUGGUUGCGGAUCCAAUACGCCUAGCGUUUAUACGCGAGUAUCUCGAUACAUUGACUGGAUCGAAUCGGUUGUGUGGCCCAAGCCUUCCGGCUGAUGUGGGUUCGAGUUCGAGUUUUAAGCAAACUACCCAGAAGAAUGUCAUACCACGUGAAUAGAAUUGUU